AUGCCUCUACAAGGACCACGAAAAUCUCUUCUCAUUGGGGUUACGGAGUCGCUUUCCGAGCCGUCAUUCCAAAAAACUUUGGAUCCCGAAGUGAUAGCUUAUCUGAAAAGAGAUCUCUUCUUGGAGCAUAUACAAAUAUUUCGCAACAAAUCCGUCGAUCCUUGCGAGAAUUUCUACAGACAUAUAUGCCCGGCUACAAUUCAAGAAGAUCAAACGAUCAGUUAUCGUUACAUUCCACCACAAAUCCGGAAAACUCUAGAAUUUCCCGUUGGAGAGGUUGAGGUUGGACUUGGACCAAUUUUGGAAGAUAUUUCUUUGAACGAUGAAAAACAAUAUGCUCAAUUCUUACAGCGUUUCAUUUCAGGGUUACGUCCUUUCGGGAAACUGGUUAAAUAUGUGAAUGAUUACAAGUUAUUGAACGAUACAGUGUAUGCAAAGUUGCGAAAGAAAAUCAGAAAGAUGUCAAAAAUCAUGCGAAAUGAUGUUGAGCAAACAAGCAAUCAAUUGAUGUCUCCUCAAACGAAACUCCGAUUCGAACGCAUCUCUCGUACAAUGAUGGUGAUUCUCGGGAAAUCCAAUGCCAAUAAAGAUGAUAUCGUUUAUCAAAACCUUUACACACUUUUGUCAAAAUUAUGGAAUCAACUCUAUGGAAAACAUCUCAGUUAUGAGAAAGUAGCCAUGCAACUCGGGAAUCUCAUCAGCGCUUUUUAUGAGGUUUCUCCCGUCGAAUUGUACGCGAUCUCUCUCAGCCACCAUCUCAACGCGUUCAACUUCGCCGACAGAAAUACAUUGAAAAUCCCGAUAACCGGUUGUCUCUUCUCGCAACUUGCUCGCAAUUCGCCAUCUUUCUAUGGUGGAAUCGGGUUCACUCUCGCACACGAGAUGUAUCACAACUUUUUCACUGAAGAAUCUCUCAUGGCUGAUAUCCAUUUGUUAGAAGGAAAACAAUGUCUCGACGAGCACAAAGAGGCCGUUUGUCGCGAAAUUGGGGACACGGAUGGGAAGCUGGAUUGUAGUGCUUUUGAGGAAAAGCUCUUUAAACCGUGUGAUUGUCAAGCCCCGCAAAGCCUUAAGCCUACUUAUUUUGAAGAUGUCGUCGAUCGAGUGGGAAUUCAAUUGGCUUUUAAAGCGAUGAGAGAAGAGAUUGGAGUAGAGAAGUUGACGGAAUUCGUCUACCCAGAACACGGAAUCACCAACGAGCAAAUGUUUUUCUAUGCUCAUGCCAUCAAAAAUUGUCACGAUGCACCGUAUCAAUGGAGAUCGUAUGGAGAGCCGCAUGAAGGAGCAAUGAUGCGAGUCAAUCAACUUGUCACCCUUUCACCUGAAUUCAACAAGGCUUUCAAAUGUUCUUCUCAAUCGAUGCAGGCAAAACUUAUGAAUUCCGCCGGCCGAACUCAAUGCAAUCAAGUCGGGCCUGAUGUGCUGAAAAGAUUGUUCGCUAAGAAU
This is a messenger RNA of Mesorhabditis belari, 1446 nucleotides long. The record is from the annotation of a GenBank genome assembly. NCBI's taxonomy places the organism in Eukaryota, Metazoa, Nematoda, Chromadorea, Rhabditida, Rhabditidae.